Molecule: messenger RNA, 2530 nt
Organism: Hyla sarda
Lineage: Eukaryota; Metazoa; Chordata; Amphibia; Anura; Hylidae
Product: zinc finger BED domain-containing protein 4-like
Exons: 3
Coding region: 726-2024 (432 amino acids)
Molecular function (GO): protein dimerization activity
Source: RefSeq, a predicted model, not a curated record
GGUAGAGUUAUAGGGCAUCUGACUAAUUCUGGCAUGAAUCACCAUUUGCGCACACACCACAAGCCAGUCCUGUUAAGAGAAGACAGUGGGUUGUUGUCACCUCCACCCAGUAAAAAAAAGGGCAAGUAGUGCUAGUUCCAGUGCUACCAUCAGCCCAGAUAACCUGGACAAGGGGCACAGAGGGGAAGCUGUUGACUCCAGUCAAGCAAAACAGCCCACCUUGGAUCAAUUUAGUGGAUUUCAUUCCAGGGGGAUUUCAAGACAGCAGUCCCGUAAAAUUACCCGCCUCAUUGGCGAGCUCAUAGCCGUCGGGGGAGCUCCCUUUAACAUGGUGGAGGGGGAACCGUUUAAACGUCUAAUGCAGGCAGUUGCACCCCAGUAUGUAAUUCCAUCCCGUACCACAUUUAGUCGCAGUAUAGUACCCUCCUUACAUUAAUCUUGUGUGGAGUUAAUAAAACAGGAGCUAGGCAGAGCCACAGGACAGUGUUUACAUUUCACCACAGACUUGUGGAGUGCUCCCAGUGGGCAGCAUGCCUUCUUAUCACUAACAGCACACUGGUGGCAGCCCAUUGUAAUGGAACCAGCCCAAAUUACAUCAGGGCCAAGAAACACAGGAGCUGGUGUUGUAGAAAAACCAAAAUCAGGGGCACUGCUCAUUCCUACUGCAUGCAGAGGUUUUAGAUGAGCAGCACAGCUCGCAUAACAUAAACCGUGCAUUACAGAAAAUGGUGGCAGAGUGGCUUGGGGAGCAGGCAAAUACACAGGUAAAGAUGGGGUUUGUGGUCACUGAUGGGGCAGCCAAUAUGUUAAAAGCACUGCGGGAUGGCAAAUUUGUUGGUGUCCGAUGCUCCGCCCAUGUCCUCCAUCUUGUAGUAAAGGCUGGUAUAGAUGACACCACUGAGAGCAAUACAAAGCUCUCUGAAGUGUUAGACUCCUGUAGGAAAAUUGCAGGCCAUUUUCAUAGAAGUGUGAAGGACAGUCACAUUUUCAGGCAGGAGCAGAUUAAGGCAGGUCUUCCUCAACACCGCCUGAAGCAGGAUGUAAGCACCAGGUGGAAUUCUACAUUGGACAUGCUUGAAAGAAUUCUGGAGCAACAAAAAGCAAUACAUGCAAUGUCACAUGAGCAGGUCAUCGGUGUGACCAGACCACUUAGCAGGGAGGAGUGGAAAAUAAUAGCUCAGGUGGUGACUGUACUAAGCCCCUUUCGUGCAGCCACAGAAAACCUAAAUCAAGAAAAUGCAAGCUUGGCUCAAGUCAUCCCCCUCUUUACCCAUCUUGUUAACAAAAUGGAUGCCAUCCUCAACCAUAGAGAAAACUUGCCUGGAGGAUACAUAGUACCUGAUGUUGCCACACUUGUCAGAAGACUGCAUGGACAAUUAAACCGGAGGAUCCCAGAGCUCACUGAUGCUUGCCCUGAAUUGAUGCUUGCCACCAUGUGUGACCCCCGAAUUAAGGGCAAAAUGGCACUCCAAGCCAAUUCCCUAACAAGCUGGAGAGAGAAAUUAAUCAACAGGGUGUGUGACAGGCAAAGACACUUGGUUGUGCCGUCAGAGAGGGACGAUGAGGAUGAUGAUGAUGAUGAAGAAGAGGAGGAUGAGCCUGCUAUGUCAUCAUCAUCACCCAUCACAAACACUGCUGGACACUCAUCAAGAGCUGCUGACUUUUGGGCAGAAACUUUGCAAACCUUGGUCGGACACAACAGACAACCCUCAAGGAUACCCAGAGAUAAGGUUGCAGAGACUGUAAAAAGUUAUUUGUCUGAACCCCAUCUGGCACCUACAGCGGAUAGUCUCAAGUACUGGGAUGAAAGGAGGGCAAUUUGGCCUGCUCUCUCCAUGGUGGCCCAGGAGCUCCUAUCCUGCCCCCCAACCUCUGUGCAAAGUGAACGGGUAUUUUCAGUCACUGGCAAUAUUCUCUGCCCACAGCGUUCACAGCUGGCCCCUCAGCUCAUGGAGCAGAUGACUUUUCUUAAAGUAAACAUGCCCAAGCUGGGAUACCCUGCCCUAAGCUUUGACACCAAUUAGUUAUGAGUUCUACAGUUCAAGUUAAAAGUUGAAGUUCUUGGUUACAAAUUGGAAUGUUGGAUCCCGUUGUGUUAUCAGUUGUUUGAAAAAGUUAAGAAAGUGAACAGCACCAUCAAACAGGUUAGUGGUCUGUCAAUUUUCUUCUUAGCCUCCUAACAUUACAUUUAGAAUGCUAAUAAUUUCUAUUUAAUUUAUAUCUUUCCCUCCUUCUUUUAGGAUUUAGUGGACAUUUAGUGGACAUUUUUGUGGAUACAACAAGGACGUCCAUUUAUGUGGUAAAGGAGAUCAGCAAAUCAGUGGAAGGAUUUGGCACCAUUUUGUAUGAGGUUACAAUAUACAAGUCAACAUGAAACUUUGGUAAUAGAAUACAGAGGUUUGUGAAGGUGCCCUGUUGUUGCUGCUGCUGGUGUCAGCCAAUGGAGGUGAUUGGCUGAUUCCUGAUAUUGCCAUCAGGAGGUCCACCCUUAGCUGUGCUGUGGCCUGAAGGUGCUGCUGGCUGACCCGGG